UUCACUUCCUGUAGGGACUGAAAACCAAGUGAGGAGAUGAAGAAUUGCACCGUAUUACACCAGAGAAUACAGAGAGGAUAGACACCGCAGAUAGUUCCUAACCAUCACCCAAGUAACAACUGCACAACUGUGGGCAGACAGCCAGUCCCUUCACAGCAACGUCCAGCACAGAGAAGGUUGGGCAGUGAAACCAUCGUCUGGAAAUUGGUUGGGUCAGGGGAGCUUUGACAUAUCAUCAGAUCUGAAACUGGUCAAUGGUGUGGAGCCUUCCAUCAGAAUCAGCCUUUCCGAAGGUUCGGCUGUGGGCGAUCGGUCAGGGUGAGAUUGGGAAGAAGUGUGAGCGGCUCCAAGUAUGGUGAGAGCUUCAAUCAUUCAUCGAGCCUCAUGAACCACUGACUCAUUCCUACAGGUGAGAGGCUGUUCAAGUCUGAGGUGUGAGGAGAGCUCCAAAGGCUCAUAAGAUCUCCUAACACAAAAGGUGCAUCUAUUUAACAACUGUUACCACAAGGGUAGCUUCAUGGAAGAGAAACCAUUCAAGUGUGAGUUGUGUGAUCGAGCUUUCGCACAGUCAUCGACGCUUGUGAAUCACCGGCGCAUUCACACAGGGGAGAAGCCGUUCAAGUGUGAGCUGUGUGACCAGGGCUUUGCACAAUUAUCAGGCCUGGUGAAUCACCGGCCCAUUCACACAGGGGAAAAACCAUUCAUGUGCGAGCUGUGUGACAAAUCCUUCUCGCAGUCAUCGACCCUCCUCGUGCACAAACGCAUUCACACAGGGGAGAAACCAUUCAGAUGCAAAGUGUGUAUCAAAUCAUUCUCUGAUUCAUCAACCCUACGCCGACACCAACGCAUUCAUACAGGGGAGAAACCAUUCACAUGUCAGGUGUGUGACAAAUCAUUCUCAUCGUCAUCAGAUCUCCGUAUACACCAACGGAUUCACACAGGGGAGAAACCGUUCAUGUGUGAGGUGUGUGACAAGUCUUUCUCAUCAUCAUCGGAUCUCCGCGUACACCAACGCAUUCACACCGGGGAGAAACCAUUCAAGUGUGAGGUGUGUGACAAAUCAUUCUCGCAGUCAGGGAACCUCCGCACACACCACCGCACCCACACAGGGGAGAAACUGUUCAAGUGCAAGGUGUGUGACAAAUCAUUUUCUGACUCAACGAGACUCCUGCUUCAUCAGAGGAUUCACACAGGGGAGAAACCAUUCAUGUGCAAGGUGUGUGGCAAGUCAUUCUCAGUGUCAUCGAGCCUCCGUGUACACCACCGCACUCACACUGGGGAGAAACCAUUCACAUGCAAUGUGUGCAAGAAAUCGUUCUCGAGGUCAUGCAACCUCCGUGUCCAUCAAAGGAUCCAUACAAGGGGAGUAACCCUUGACGUGUAAGGUUUGUGAUGAAACUUUCAUGCCUCUUUAACCAUCCAGGACACCAGAGGAUUCACACAUGGGAGAAAUUCGUUAGGGGCAAUGUUUGUGACAAGGCUUCCACCCACUCUUCUGAUCUCCUGAAGCACAAGUGAAACCACACUGGUGAGAAACCAUUUGGCUGUGAGGUAUCUCCUGGUCCAUCAACACCAUUCAGACAGGGAGAAACCCUAUCAGUGUGAGACCUGUAAUAAAGUCUUCACUGCUGUUUGACCUUCUGGAACACCUUUGAGCCUACACCUAAUAAAGUUACUCCCAAUUUGUUGUCAGAAUGUGAAUCUCAACACAAUCUCACUGCAAAGGGUGUUCAGUGAUAUUGGGGCACAGAACAAGAUGCAACUUUCACUCACAUCAAACAACUCGUGUCAACAACGCCAAUGCUGAGGUACUGUGAUGUCAUUGAUGAAGUCAUCCUGCAGUGAGAUGCCAGUGAAGCAGGACUUGGAGCAAUUCUCAUGCAGCAAGGACAAUCAGUUGUGUUUUUAUUCAAUCAUUAACACAAACUGAAGCACCCAGAUUGAGAAAGAGAGCCUGGCUAUUGUCUUUGCUACUGAGCAUUUCAACUGGUACCUGUUUGGGAGUGAGAAAAUGAUUAUAGAGUUUGACCACAAGUCAUUUCGAAGCAUCUUUCUCAAACUAUCUGCUCCAAAGUGUUUAUAAAGAUUGUUACUUCGUUUGCAGAGAUAUCAUUUGGAAGUGAAGUACAAGCAAGGGAAACAGAUGUACUUCACCGACAUGCUGUCGAGAGCUGCACUCUCUCUGAAGGAAACUGAUGAUGCUGGUACAGAGUGUGAAAUCUUCCAGAUUCAACAAGAAGCAAUAGCACGGAUCUGGAAGUUAUCAACCCAGCAGAGACAUUGAAUCUGACAGACAAGCGUCUUGCUCAGAUCAAGAAAACUACACGAUGAGAUGCAACUCUUCAAAUGUUACAGGAAGUUGUGAUGAAAGGAUGGCCUGAAACCAUCAAGGAUACACCUGUUGCUGUAAGAGUGUAUUGGGCAGACAGAGAUGAAGUGAUCACACAAGAUGGCAUCUUGUACAAAGGGACUAGGGUCAUUAUCCCUAAAGAGAUGAGAAAAGUCUGAGGAAGACAAGAGAAGUGCUCUACGAGAAAAGCAAAAUAGCAACUGCUCUACUGGCCAAACAUGAGCAAUGAGAUUAAGGACCACAUCAGCCAGUGCUGUGUUUGUAAUGAACAUCAAGCUAAGCAAGAUAAAGAGCUGCUCAUGACUCAUGACCUCCCAGACAGACCAUGGAUGAAGCUUGGAUUAGACCUCUUCACUCUCACUAGAAUUGAUUAUCCCGUCACAGUCGACUACUAUUCAGACUUCUGGGAGUUAGACCAGCUGAUGUCAACGACUACCAGUGAGAUUGUAGAAUGCCUGAAAGCACACGUCAGUCAUCAUGGUAUUCCUGACAUUGUGAUGAGUGACAAUGGCCCUGAAUUCAUGAGUGAAGAGUUCAGGCACUUGAUGAAUGACCGGGAAAUUCAACGCUACACAUCAUCUCCACACUGUCCCCUGUCAAAUGGAAAGGCAGAGGCAGCGAUGAAAACUGCCAAAGGAUCAUCAAAUCAUCAACUAGACCCAGCACAGAUGUGUACAAGGCAAUCUUACAUUGGAGAAACACACCUACUGAAGGCAUGGAAAGUUGUCCAGUCCAGUGACUAAUGUCACGCUGCACCCAGACUACUCUUCCAACAGCUAAAAAACUAGAGGCCAGAAGUAGUAACAGGGAGUGAUUGACAAGAUCAAAGUGAAGCGACAGAAAGAUAAAUUUCACUUUGAUGAAGCUGCCAAAUUGUUGCCAGAGCUGAGAGUUGGAGAGCUAGUCAGAGUGAAAACUUUCAAUGCACUCAACAAAAGUCAGCUCACUUGACUCGUGUAGAGAAGUUGUCACCUCGAUCGUACACGGUGAAAGUGAACAACCAGAUCUAUCAUCACAACCGCAGACAUCUACGUGCAACCGGAGAAGCUGCUCCUUCACAGCAGACAGCUGAUGAGGCAGAUCUGAUUUCACCAUCUGAGCAAGGAACUGAACGACCAUCAGUCCCAGAGGUCAACUGUUCCCCAACAAAUGCAAUGGAUCUGCAGCAAAAAUUACCACAGCAACAACACUCGCCACGGCAACAACAUUCCCCAGAGAGACAACGUCACUUCAGGAACCAGCAGACACCGGAUGAACAGCCAACAACAACUCACACACGUACCAUAAGAAGACCUGAACAAAUUAAAGAUUGUGUAUGUAGGGAGAGACAAAAUCGGACAAAGUUUUGUGUUCAUGUAUGAUCAUUUUCUUCAUGGGCUAUGUAUGUGGAGUAACUUGUAAAUGACAAUGCAUGCAAUGUUUUUUCUUUUUCUGAAAAGGGGAUGUCUGGAUAAAUCCCUUUUUACGCUGUGGCUUCUCAUAUUGAUGUGAACACUGAUGUCAUCACAUGCAAAUCAAGGUUUGAGAGCAGGAGCCAUUUUACACACUACAUGGAACAUUGUUUAAAAUUCACUAAUUUUUCCAAAACCACUUCAUCCAAUUCAGCGUCAUGAGGACUAGCAGCCUAACCCAACAGGCAAUGGGUGCUAGGCCAAGACAGGACGCAGUCCAUCACAGGGCACAUAUUCACAUGCACAUACACACACGUGGGGACAAUUUACUGUAGCCGAUCCACCUAAUCAGCAUGUCUUUGGAUAGGGGAAGAUAACCGGAGUACCCGGAAGAAACCCACGUGGACAUGGGAAGAAUGUGCAAACCCCACACAGACAGACACCUGAGGUCAGAAUCAAACCUGGGUCCCUGGAGCUGUAAGGCAGCACUAACUGUGCCCCUGCACUGCCUUUGUUUAAAAUUCAUAUGGCUCCAAAUAUUUAGUUUUCUGAAGCUUGGGAAACUGACCAGUGAAUUGGAGGUGACUUUGAGCAGCAGAUUAGUUGGGGAUUUCAACUUGUCAUUGUCCCAUCUGAAUAAAACCUCACUUAUUG
Carcharodon carcharias (great white shark) is the source of this 4395-nucleotide messenger RNA. Its product is annotated as zinc finger protein 271-like. The coding region runs from base 518 to 1384 and encodes 288 amino acids. Lineage: Eukaryota; Metazoa; Chordata; Chondrichthyes; Lamniformes; Lamnidae. The record is from RefSeq and is a predicted model, not a curated record. Gene Ontology annotation, biological process: regulation of transcription by RNA polymerase II. The transcript has 2 exons. Gene Ontology annotation, molecular function: RNA polymerase II cis-regulatory region sequence-specific DNA binding; DNA-binding transcription factor activity.